AUGGGAAAGCACUGGACCCUACUGAGCGUGUCCCUCUUCAACUGCCUCCUGUCCACAGCAUGUAGCGUGGGCCUGGCACUGGCCAUCGCCCUCACUGUUCACAGCCGGGGCAUGCACCUUCUCAUGGGCUGCAACAGCUCUGUGCUGCCUGCUGAUGCCCGUGCAGCCAUAGCGACCAACGACUGUCCGUUCAACACCACACGCAUCUAUGAGAGGGCCUCCGACCCUCUGCAGGACACAGCCCUGGCCCUCUGGUUCUCCUCCAUGGUGCUGGCAGCCGCAGAAGCUGUGCUGUCUGGCCGGUGCUGUUUGGUGGCCCUGAUCUUCCGGGGCGUUGGGCCCUGUGCACGCAGCUACGGCAAGGAGCAGCUGGCUGGGCCAAGUACAGUGAAGGAGGGGCCACCACGUGAGAUGCAGCAGCUCCUGGGUGGGCUGGCUGAGUCUUGUGCCUAG
Messenger RNA from Opisthocomus hoazin, 453 nucleotides. Lineage: Eukaryota; Metazoa; Chordata; Aves; Opisthocomiformes; Opisthocomidae. The record is from RefSeq and is a predicted model, not a curated record.